Molecule: messenger RNA, 13103 nt
Organism: Pantherophis guttatus
Lineage: Eukaryota; Metazoa; Chordata; Lepidosauria; Squamata; Colubridae
Gene: ZNF385C
Product: zinc finger protein 385C
Cellular component (GO): nucleus
Molecular function (GO): zinc ion binding; nucleic acid binding
Source: RefSeq, a predicted model, not a curated record
AGCUUCAAGAGGGACUAGUCAGCAUCCAGUUAAAUGUUCAAAUAGAAAGGUGCCUGGGAAUGUUAAAUAAUAACAAGGUCAUGUGAGAUAUUUUUUGGGGGUAGGGGUGGGAGUGAGGCUGUCAGCUGAAAGUUUAUUUGCUCAUGGAAGCACUUAGCCAGGUUUUGUUUUAGUGGGAUUAUGUGUUCUUUAGCUUUUGAAAAGCAAAACGGGUGGUCUCCUCUUUCUCCCUCUGCCUCUUUCCAGCCCCCCUCCUUUUUUGCCAUCCAAUUUCGAUGUUAAUUCUUCAUCAUUGUUUGCAUGGACCUCUGCUGAGAGCAGUUACGGAGGCUAAUUUUUCCAUCUGUCCUGCUUGGGCCAGUGACUGGGGAAGCAUGGUUGCUGUUACCUCCUUCAGGGCAUUGAUCAGUGGAGCGUUAAGCUUUUAAUUGAGGUGUAAGUGUAUCAGCUCAAGGGGGAGGUAGUGGCCGGUGGUGUAGUACAGGCUGGCUGUAGCACAGCGCAGAGCUUUCAAAGAGGCAAGAGCUCUUUUGCACUCACCAGUGUUUGGGCAAAUACGAAGAAGUAGCCAGCUCUGGAGAGACGCCAGCUCCAUCGCUAUGAUUCUAGGUCCAGCUAAUCACAACAGCUCCCUCUUAGCCUCGCUUCCCAUCCCAGGACGGUCUUUACAUCCAUCACUGGAUAUCAAGCAUUUUCUGACUUUCCGCCUCAAUGGCACACCUCCACUCAACCUCUUUCCUAAUUUCAAUACGAUGGAUCCAGUACAAAAGGCAGUAAUCAACCAUACCUUUGGUGUACCCAAUCCACUUAAGAAGAAGCAGUUCAUCUCUUGUAAUAUUUGUCAUCUGAGAUUCAACUCUGCGAAUCAAGCUGAGGCACAUUACAGAGGCCACAAGCAUGCCCGGAGACUCAAAGCCAUUGAAGCAGUGAAAAAUAAGCACAAGACAGCUGACAAUAGCAGCAGCAGCCAAGAAAAAAUGGCUAACUUUGAAGCUGCACUAGAUAUCAGCAGAGACACCACCACCAACAGCAGCAGAGCACAACCCAGUAGCUUGCUAGGAUUGAGCCAACCAAUGGGAGAACAUUGCAACCUCCUGCUGAUGUCCCCGACAGAGGAAUCACCAGCCAAGAUGACUGGCGUCCUGUCCCUGGUGUCCCCAUCAGUUUCAGAGCCCUUGGAAGUUGCUUCAGAUAGUGCAAGUGUGAGACCAGCAGCAGCAGCUGGUAUGGAGGUGCCAACAACUGAAUCUGGAGGAACCGCCGGCUCAGCAGCAGAGGUGGAGAAAGAGGGAAAGAAAAUCAAGCAGCACUUGUACUGUCCCACUUGCAAAGUAACAGUUAACUCUGCCUCUCAGUUGGAGGCUCAUAAUUCUGGAGCAAAGCACAAAUUGAUGCUGGAAGGGCAGACUGUUUUGCCAAGGCGAAGCCGAGGGAAGGUUCUCUCUCGAGUAGGACACAAGUCCAAACGGAUUGGCAGCAAGGGCAGCCUCAACAUUCAGAACAAGGCCUUCCAAUGCCAGGUGUGCGAGAUCUUUGUCAACUCUGAGACACAACUCAAACAGCAUAUGAGCAGUAGACGUCACAAAGACAGGCUUGCAGGGAAGCCACCAAAGCCCAAAUACAGCCCGUACAGCAAACUGCAGAAGAAUACUGCCCUGGCAGUGAGUAUUCUCAAGUCCAAAGUGGCUCUGCAGAAGCAUCUUACGAAGACCUUGGCUGCCCGGUUCCUGCCAAGUCCCCUGGCACCCGCCACUGUGUGUACUUUGCCCAGCCCAUUAACUCUCCGACCAGCUGCUGCUACCCUCUUCCAAGCACCCAUCUUUGGACCAGCGCUUUUUCGAUCUCCCCCAGGCUCUGUGCGAGCAGCUACAGGGCCCAUUGUUUUUGCCCCUUACUAGAGAAACCCCAAAGGCUGUUUGGGUGGGGAAUUGUAGACCAUAGCUGUACAAAGAAAAUUGGGGAGGGUGGGUAAUUUUACAGGGCUGUAUUCUGAACGAAGGAAAAGCAGAAUCUUGGAACUGUUUGAAGUGGAACUUCUUUCGUUUGUUUGUUUGUUUGAGAUUUCCACUUGUGUCAUUAACUCAGUUAUACUUGGAAAUAACUUUCCUAUUGCCUGAUUCUCCCACAAUGCACCAAUCUUUCUAACUAGUAGUAUACCUAGAAGCACAAUCUCACGUAUCCAGAUAGUUAUGUGCUAAAGUCAAAAGUAUGCAUUCAAAAUAUCUGUGAACUUAAAAGUAUCUGUCACUUUAAAACUGAAUUCUAUUAAUUAGGAAUUUGUGUAAUUGGGACUCCAAAGAGGCUUCUUUUCCAAAAUGCACGUUUAUGAAAAUCAGAUUUGCAGUUCCUAAUUCAAUUUACAUUCCCCUUCCCACAAAUACAGAUUUAAGGAAAAUACUAAUGAUUGAUAAAUACUUAUUGUUCUCCUUGUAAGUUACUAAGACAUCCCUAUGUCUCAUAAAGGAACUGAAAUAGGUUUUUGAAUUGAAGGAGAGAAAGGAGAAGAGAAUAUCUAUUUAAGUGUUAAGUACAAGAGAGAGAGAGAAAAGAAAAGUGCUAUUAUGUAAGUAGAAAACUGUACGUUGACAGGUUUUUUUGUUUAUGUAUGGAAUAAGAAUGGGAUUUAAACAAAGAACGGUAUAGAGAUAGAAUUAUUUCAGAUCUUAAGUCAGCCUUUCCCAGUUGGGUGUCCUUUCAGCUGUAUUGACAAGACCCAGAAUUUUGAGCCAACCUGAGAAUUCUUGUAGUUUCAACAUAACGAAAAGUUACCCUGGUGGGGAAGAUUGUCUGGAUUGAUGGUCAUCUUUAGAGAUAUUAUGGUGUGUAUUGCCUAAGGUGAAGGAGUGAUAAGAAUAUGGGACCCUGUAGAAAAUGCACAGUAGGGUUCAUACAUAACGUGUGUCCUUGAAUAUUUGAAACUACUUCUUUCCCAAUUUCUGUUAUCAUAUUCAUGAUAGUCUAAAGGAACAAACCACUGCUGGGAUCUACUUAAACUUACUGAAUGAAGAAGAAAGACUGGAGCCAGGAUUUCCAUGGUGAUGUUUGAGGACACCUGGAUUUCAUAUUUUAGAAGCAAAAUCCAAAACAUAUAAAAGUUACUCUAUUAGAAAUAUGUUACUAAGCACUAGUUCCAAUAUAAUGCUUUUGAAUUUACUGAAUUUAUUACAAGUAUGCAUAUUGCAAUUUUGUGCAAAUGAGCUAAUAUUGCUUACUCUCAGAUAAUAUUGUAUUCUGCAAUUUUCUGGUUGGCUGAAAAAAAAAAGUACCUAGUUCAUAAAUAUCUAGGGCUAUAGUAGUGGGUCAGAGAUUGCUGCCCUAUUUCCCAUUGCAAUGCAUAGAAUGUUGCUGCUCACAAACCAAAUUCCACAAGACUGAAAGUUGGAAAAGAUGUAUACACAAUAGCCAUUCACUUCAGCAAAUGAAGCAAGCCAUGGACAAUCUUCCAAUAUUAUUAGUUAUUGGAUAUAGGAGUUUAUUUUUUCACUUGCCUAAGUUAUGGGUAUCAGUCAAAUACAAAGCAUGAACUAAAAUCUAUUGGCUGAAGCUUUCUUCAGUUUUGCUUGUAGCUGUAAUCUUAAAAUUAUUAAGAUUAUUACAGAGAAUAAUCUUAAAAGAAAUAAGGGAAUUUUUUCCAGGGCAGUUCUUUAGAUUUGGCUCAUUUUAGUGUGUGUGGGGGGGGAUGCUUAUAGUAAUGGGCUGAAUUUGUCAUUACAGUGCUCACUUGUGCAGAUUAAUCUUGAUAUUUGAAAAGAGAGAGGUUAUUUGGAGAGAUUUGGCAGAACACUUUUGCUACUCCAGGAAAGAAAAGCAGGGAAUUUUAUCUUAUGUGAGAGACCUCAACUAAGAGUUUUGAACUGUAUAACAACAGGUGACGAUUUACCAAAUGCAGGAGGAUAUUUAACUACUUGUUUAGUGGCUGGUUGGUUGUGUCAUCCUGGAAUGAAUGUUUCCUGUUACUUGGCGGAACAUUUCAAAAUAUCACUUUACUGUUUGUUGAUAUGUGGCCACAGAAGCAACAGAAUAAAUACAGGAAAAGGAGAGCAGAUUAAAAAAAAAAAAAAUUAGACAACCGCAUAUGAAAGAGUAGGUGGCUCAAGACCUUUUGAGCAAACAGUAUGAGCAAACUUUGUUGAGGAGUAACUGGCAGAUCCAGUAGGAUAUCAGAUUCAAGGUCAUGAGGUUCCAACAAUUCCUACCCACUUCCUGUUGCCAUACUUUAUCACUUCUGCCAUUCAUUUAGACUGGCAGUAGUUCUCCAAAAUCUUUCCUCAUUCCUGCAGUUCCAGAUAAUUGUAUAAGCAAGUCUUCUCUAAAUGGUGCUUUCCAGAUGUAUUGAGCCAAACUAUAUGCUGGAUGAAAAUAGAGUUUUAAGUGCUGACAUAUCUGGGGAGCAUCUUGUUGGGAAGACAUGUUUAAGCUAAUUGCACCAAAUGUUUCAUACUCCAGAUUGCUUUUCAGGAUUCUCCUUUUCCUUUGGAACUCUCAGUUCCUUAAAACCAGCCUUAACUCAAAAUCUGGAACUAUUGGACACUACAGGCAAGCCAUAGAAAAAGACCAUGAUUGUCAUGCCAUUCUUAUAAACUUCCCAGAGGUAUAUAGUCUGACCAUUAUUGAGGUUCCUCAGUGCCAGUUCUAUUAUAUCAUGCAACUAAUCACUUUAGCAAGACAUCAUGUGAAGCUAAGUUUUUUUCCCCCCUUUGAUCCAGUAUUUCAGUAAAUACAAAUCUUAUAAACCUGUCAACUGAACCAACCAUCCUAAAUACAAAGCUAACCAGUGGUCAGUAUUAUUGGAAAAAGCUGAAAUAAAACAAGCAAUUAUUGAUGGCCACAACUAAGUGAUGAAACAUUCCAAUCUAUGCAAAAUACUAAUGGAAUUAUUGUUAUUUGGUUUCCAGGCCUGUGUUAUGGUUGUUUUGUGUCCAAAAGACAAGGAUGAGAUCUGUGGCCAAAAUCUAUACAUAAAAAACAAAGGCAUUGCUGUCACAGUGAUCUUGCUGAUAUGAAAUAUUCCUUUUCAUUGUAGAACAGCAACAUUCCUUCUAUUUAUUAGAUAUGGAAAUGUGCCAGUUGGUUUAGCCUGCUGAAACAUAAGUAUUGCCAUGAGGAGCAGUGUACUACUAGCUGCCUAAAAAGUGGUUGAUUUUGAGUGCCAGGAUAACAGAGUUGAAGAGAUCUGUCCGAGAACAAGAAGAUAGUCUGUCAGUCCAUUUGCAAUGCAGCCUAGUUACCUUAAUGUGACAAUAGACACAAAAAUAUUUAUUGUUUUCGAUUUAACAUUUAUAGUUACCGGAGGUCCACUUGAAGCCAUCCAUCCUGUGUUUAAGACAAAUACUUUUCCAAGUGUGAGUCGGGAACAAUAACUACUUGUAGGAGUAAAAAUGGUUGAUGUUAUCUGAAUAGCACCCAUGAUCUCACCAAAGCAUACAACUUGCAAGUCAGCUUUGCAAGUAUGUCUAUAAGAAUGAGGAGAGCAAAGGGUGAAACAAAUAUGUGAUAUUUCAGGGGGAGAAAUUCUGAUGGAUUCAUAGGGAAAAGUGCAAGAUGGUCUAAUGUCCAAACAUUCAGCUUAAUAUAAUGUAUAUCUUUUCUUGCAAAAUUGGAUUCAUUCUUUAAAAGUGAUUGCUUUCGUCAUCUGUAGAAUAAUGUCAUAAAACUAUUUAUGCUUUUUGGUGAUUUUGUGUUGAACAGUAACUGGUUCCUAAGGCAGUUACCUUCUGGAGGAAAACAUGCAAACCCACUCAGAAUUCAACUAACACCCACAUAAAAUUGCUGUAUAUUCACCAAACCUCUGCUUCCAGCUGCUCUUAAAGCUACUUCCUAAAUACUGUACUUUCCAAUCUGAAACACUCAGUUUGUAGCUGAAAGAAAUUUUGCUAGAUUGCACUAAUUUGUUUAGCUUGCUCAUUUCAGUAUAGGUUUUGCAAAUAUGGUGGCAGUUUCAUUUCGGGGGACAUGGUUAUGUUACUUUAUAAUUUCAGCAGUUUUCUGCAAGUAGGCUGGUGAUAAAAAAAAAUAACUCUUGGCAAAUAAUAUUUGACAAGAGGCAAAAAGGGGCAGAAAUGGGAGUAGGAAGAGCUAUAGAGAACACAAGGUUUACCAGAUGUCAUCAUCUAAUCAUCAUCCACUUAACAUUUCUCUCCCUUGGCUUUUCUCCUCAAGCAUGAAAUAGAAUCUUUCUUUUGCUUUUAAUCUUAGCAUCUCAGGAUUCCAAAACAGCUGCCCAGAUGACUCCCUAAUAAUCCUGAAAGUAUCUGAAAAUAUUGGGAGUGGUUCUGUCAAUUUAGCCCGGAGAUCUUCAAAUGGGAAACUAUUGCCAUAGUUAGCUAUUUCUAACUUAUUCAGGUUCCAGUAAGAUUUACAGCACAAUCCUGUGCAUGCUUUCCGAGAUUCAUGUUAUAUUAAGUUCAGUGCAGCUUCCAAUUCCGUAAUUUUGUUUAGGAUUACAGCCUUGACAAAUGCUGGUUUAAAUUACAUCAGGAAAAGUGGAUGUGGUAGAUUAAACAUUAUAGGAAUUUGCAAGGAAAUCUAUGGUUGAAUCGGAGAAUUGAAUCAAACCAGGUAUAGAGGACUAUAAUGCUUAUGAUAGUUUCAUUUCAGGGUUCUUGCAAAUGUUCUCCGUUGUUUAAUGUUAGUCUGCUUCAAUUUCCCUCAAGGUUCUGUGCUGCUUCAUACCAAGCAUAUUUUCAUAAUACAAGUAAUUAAAAGAAUAGGAAAUGUAUAAUUCUUUUUUUAAAGUGCCUUAUUCAAUUGGGCAGAUUUUUAAAAAUGAUUGCAAAAACAAUGUGCUUCCUGCUCAUUCUCAUAUCUUGUGUAUCAUCUAUACAAAUUUAUGCAUAUUUAGCUAAUAAAUUUCUGUAAUAUGGUAGCAAUAUUAGAGAUGACCUUCUUAUAACAGAAAAUAUUUGUCUUGUUCUGCAUGAAAUGCAUUGUGACUAGGUUACUAUCUCAGUUGCUACCGCUAAUAUUAUUCUAUCUGUAUAAUCAGGUGGAAAUAUUUAUUUUACUGGGCUUAUAGGUCAUUUUAAUUACUAUUGAGUCUAAGAGGCAUAUAUACCUGACAUUUAUAAAUCAGAUUCAAACAUAUGAAUACAGUUAUAAAAUCAGAAACAUAUUAGUGUACAUAAAUACUAGGUGUAUUUAUUCUAGUAAUUUAAAAAAAAAACUUAACGAUUUUACAAUACCCCAACUGCAAAGGCCUGCUAAUCAGCCAAAUUUUAAUGGUCUUCUUAAAAGCCAAUAAAGUAAGAGCUAUUUGACUUUAUGGGGGAAUGUCUCUAUGUUCGUUAAAAAAAUAAAGAAAACUUCAGUGUUACAUACUCAAUAUAAAUAUGUAAAUAAUUGCAGCAGCUACUUGCUUGUGCUAAGUAAGAAUCGGCAUUCAGGUGAUCAAAAAGGAAACUUGUAAAUUAGGAAAAAGUUGGUUUUCCUUCCCUGCUGAACUUCUCAGACAGCCAAAGCACUACAGAUAGACUAAAGAGAGAGAAAUAAAAUUGAUUGGUGGGGGGCGGGGGGAACCCAGACCCUUAAUAAGUUAGGAUGUUGCAUUUCUUCAUUUAGUGAGUUAUUGAUAUUGCAAAGGACUCCAUCUUUGGAAUGUGGCUGUCCUGUUUUCCAGCACUAAUUGCACUGUGAUUCUAGAGAUGAGCCCCAGUUAACCCUAGCAACUCUGAGCAGAAUUUAGAGGCACAUCUUGCUCUGAAACAUCAAUACGUCUAGCUAGUACAGGUAUUGUGUUAUAGAUUCCAAAACAUUUGGGACUGUAGAUUUGUAGUAAGUAGACUGGAAUAAAUUGAAUAUUACAAAAAGAUUAUAGGAAUCCAGUUCAGGAUGCAAAAGGCCUUUAAUAAAAGAAUGAAAUGGGGUCAGGAAGAAGAAGAAAAGAUGUGUGGUUUGAUUACGGGGGGGGGGAAGUUAACAGAAGACAAGUACUGACAGAUUAUAUUGAAAUAAAUAAUAUCAAAUCAUAACUGGAAUAAUCUACCUAUAGACAGCGCAAAGGACUGUGGUAGGCUAAUAUUUUGUUUGGCAUAUUAAUAAGUUGCAGAAGUACUUUACUCAAUGAUUCAUCAUAUGCUCCAGUUUUAUGGAUGUGAAUGCAGUACUAUAUUUUUGUGGCGUUAUCACCGAUGUUUGGAGCAUAGCCAUUUGCAAUGAAUAUAAAAUAGUAUCAUUUUCUAUUUUUGCCAUAUACAUAUAUAGUUAUUUAUGGGCAGCUUGAUAAAUUGCAUGAAUCCUAUUUUUGUUUACCAAAACAAGCCAUUAUGCAAAAAAAAUAAAAAAAACAUAAAGCCAACUUCACCCUACAGUAUUCCAUGGAACAAAUCUUAACUUUUCUCCACUCUGAUGAUCUAGUUUGACUGAUGGAUUAUGAUGUUUUCAGAAUCCAAGAGGGUCUGAAAAGAGGCUUCUGCUUUAGUUGUGUUGCUUUCUUUGGGAUGUUACUGAGUCUUGUGUUUCAUAAAAAGAUUCUCUUACAGUGACCCUGAAUGCUAUCUGCAGGAUUCUGCUUUAUCUUUUAGUGGCCUGGAUAUGCUACUUGAAUAUUAAAUUACUGUAAAGUUCCAGGCUCCUUAUAAUGACUUAUAUAUACAUCUUUAGCUAACUUACAGGAAAUUUUCCAUUUAUCUGAAUGCCAUCUUUCUUGUUGGCUGAUUUGAGAAAUCCUCUGGCCUUUCACUGUGAUCCCUCAUUUCCUUUCGCAUUCAGGAUAGUUCUGUUAGUUGUGUAUCUCCCUUUUCUGAAACUCCUCAUCCUACUGUGUUGAAAUAUUUGACCUAUCACUGUGCUUUCCUCCCAUGCAGUAGUGCACUGUUUUGAUUCUUUUUCCAGAUAUAUGAACUAGACCCGUGAUGGCGAACCUAUGGCACACGUGCCAGGGAUGGCACACUGAGCCCUCUCUGUGGGCACACACGCCAUCGCCAGCUGCUCUUACAGGUUCCGUUGCAGUCAUGUGUGCCGGCCAGCUGCUCUCUUUUGGGUUCCGUCACGCGCAUGCACACCGGCCACCUGCUUUCUUCUGGGUUCUGGUGCUCCGGCGCACGUGCGCACACAUGCUCACACACACUCCAGUUUUGGCACUCAGUGCCGAAAAGGUUAACCAUCACUGAACCACACUGUCUUUUAAUAGACUACAUGGGCUUCUUUCAUACACCCCACUGGAAAUGUGCACACUGAGGUUGUGGAAAUGAAUAUACAAGAGCAGUAUAUGUACACAAACACACGUUAUAGGAUACAGAUACACAAAACAUGGAGUGAACUGUGGCUUCUUAUGACUGUAUCAUUUAUUGUAGAAGGUUGCUCUUGAACAUUUGAUUUUCAAAGAAUUCCUUACAAGGUCCACAGAAAGAAAAUAGGAUCAAAGAAGCAAAAUGCUUGCCUUUUGUCAAACGAGAAAAAUCUGUAUUGCUCAGAACAGACAACUUGUAAGGCUAAGUUCCAAGAUGGCAGAAGAGAAGUACAUCUUUGUUAAUAGACAUCUUACAAAAUUUCCAGCACAUGUAGAUUAAGGUAUUCUAGAUAAAAUUCUGAUAAGCCAGAAAUCUGCUCUUGAUUCUACCACCCAAAUCUGUCCUUUUUCUCUUCUUUAUAGUUCUAGAUUUAUCUCACCUUGUCUUUGAAUGUGCUUGCUUUCUGCCCAGUUGGAAGACCUUCAUCACUUUUCUCAUUUUUCUUCUGUACCCCCCUCUUCACUGGUGUGCUUCACUGUUUUGGGUGGCAGACUUGGAAAAUAGGUCAUAAAAGCACCAGUGCACCUUGAACCCUAGUGGUGCUGCUUGUAGUUUCAUUGUCUUUCCAUUGGUUUAGAUUUUCCAGCAAACCCUUGGCCUAAAUGCAGCUGACCCUCAAUCCUGUACUGGCACUAGGGUUUUUGAUAUAUUUGGCACUUUAACCCCUAGAAGCCAUUUCUUCUGCUAAUAGUACUAUAGCAAAAAGCUGCUUUAGGAGCGCAGUGUGGAUGCUUUCUUUUAUAGCCCUAUCCCUCUGAAUCCAAAGCAUUAAUGCCUUCAUAUUUAGCAUAGAGUAUAAUAUACUCCAGGUAGUGGGUAGGGCACCUAGGCCAUAUCUCUUAGUAGUGUGUGUGCCCCCUACUCCCAACCGAUUUUUUAAAAAGUGAUGCACAACAUUUAAACUUUUAUUUAAGGUGAAAAGACAUUCAAAUGACCUUAGGGACAUGGCCAGUAUAUUGUUUUUCCUCUGCCCGCUGAUGAUUCAAUGUAUAUUUUUGAUGUACCAUAUAAAUAUAUAUAUAUAUAUAUAUACACACAUAUACACACACACAUAUAUAUAUAUAUUAUAAAAAUGUUGAAAUAAAAGUAAAAAUAUUUUGAUAAUCAAAUCUCCUGUGUUGCUUGAUUGAUAAAUUCAAAUUGUUGGGCUAAAGAUCAACAUGUGCUAGAUUCAAGUCCAUCUUCGACCAUGGGAGUUCACUGAGGGAGUUUGAACAAGUCACUUUCAGCCCAAAAGGCCACUGUUUUAGAUAAAAUUAGGGAAGGAUAGUCCAUAAACUGCCUUGAACUACUGGAGGAAAUGUCAUAAACAUUUUAAUAAGAGGAAACAGCUGUCAGUUCUCUUGACAUGGUAGUGGAUAUAUCUGCAGUUCAUCUGCAGUUGCAUUGGACUGCAGGUUAAAAUGCCUUGGGAACUUUUCAAUGUCUUCAGCAGCUAGUGCAGUGAAACCAUUAUUACUAUUGGGAGUCUAUUACAUGAUUACAGCAGUGCACAAAUUUGAUCAAUAACAAUUAAUUUCAGAGCUUGCAUCUGUCACAAAAGGUCCAAGAGAAGUAUCUUUAUAAAAUGUACACAAGGCUCUUGAACCAAUACUUGACUAAAAGAAUACUGUAGCGAUGAAGGCCUGGUCCGCACAAAUCCUAGAUGAGAUAAAUGAAACUAUUCUUUGGUUUCCCAUUAAAAUUGUAUCUUCAUAAAAUAAAAUCUCUCUGGCUGUUGAAAACUAGUCAUAAUGAGGGAUUCUCCACUAACAUCCUUUUCAUCCCAGUUUAAUCUGUUAAUGACCUUUCUUGAGGUGGAGGGGAUAGAUCUUUAUUAUGAGCCACUUACAGACACAUCCAGUUGAGGCAUGCUUUAUUGAAUGCAAUACAUUUUGUUGUAUUUGCACAACACAUGCAAUCCAAACUAGACUUUGGCUUACUGCAACAAAAAUUCAACCAUAGAUUAAAAUAUAUAUAGGUUCAGCUAUAUAGCUAAAAAUAUAUAGGCAAAGUAUAUAGACCAAGACAGUUUUCCUCUGAAUUCUCUUCAGGAUGUUGCAUUUCCUCACAGUUAAGAGUCAGUGGGAAAGAAAUGACUUAUCAAUGCAGUAGAAAUUCUAUACAAUUUCGUUGCAGUGAACGAAAACUAUAGAAUAAAUUGACAGCUCCCAUUUAUUUCUAGUAGCCUUGUUUAGGAUAGGUUUUGGGUGCACUGCACUCUAUUUAAACAUGUACAUGAAUACCAAGGAAGAAAGCUCCAAAAUCAGUCCCUCGUAGCCCAAAGUUAUUUUACCAUGCAAAGAACUUAAUCUAUUGAACCCAGGCCUUGGAGCUAAGGCAGUUUGGAGUUCUUUUUAGAUUUGUAUUGUUAACAGACAAUGGAUAUCUUGACUGAUUCUUAUCAAAGUGAUACAUUGCGGGCCAGUCCACUGGUCAAUGUCUGAUCUCAUCAGUUUGCUACGUUUAGUCUCUAUAAACUCAGAUCUGUAUUUUCCAGAGUCCUUGAUGAUCUCUUUGUGGUCUUUGCUUAAGUUUGCAAUUGAUAAUCAUUAUACCUCUUACAGAAUAGAACACCAGAUCCCUACAUGCCAUCUUUGACCUUCUAGAGGCACCAAGAGAAGAUAAGCACGCAGAGGUAUUCUUGCUAUGUGCCCACACAAAUGCACACCAGCUGAGCUUUCCAUAAACUAGCUUGGCACACAGACAAAUGACAUGUUGCCUCAGCCAACUUUUUUUUAAUUGCGGCAUGUGUUUGCAAGUGAGAAAUGGUAGCUGGAAGGGAAGGACAUGUUUGUUCUUUAUUUGGCUCUUAAUUAUUUCCCCUCUACACACAAACACGUUUUUCCCAGUCUGGCUCCUCAAUCAGAAACAAAACUAAAAUGUUAUGAAAGAAAACUGGUAAUAAACAGGAAAAUCAAGUAUCUCCCACUGCCCCUUUAUUUCCUUCUGCAAUGUAUCUUUAUGCAAAUUAAUUUGUUCUCAUGGUUUCUCUAUGGUUUAGCUACAACGAGGUAAGUCACAUGAGUAUGUUGGGCAUUACUUCAGAAUAUAGUACAGGUAGUCCUCGAUGUAUAACCAUUGAUUUAGCGAUUGUUUGAAAUUACAAUAGCACUGAGAAAAGUGAUUUAUGACCAUUUUUCACAUUUACUACUACUGCAGCAUCCCCAUCUCCAGUCACAUGAUCAGAAUUUGGUCACUUUCACAUGUAUUUAUAAGGGUUGCAAUGUCCUGGGGUCACGUGAUCACCUUUUGCAAUCUUCUACUAAGUCAAUGGAGAAGUCAGAUGCACUUAAAUGUGUUACUAAGUUAAAAACUGCUGUGAUUCACUUAACUACUACAGCAAGAAAGGUUAUAAAAUGGGGCAAAACUCCUUAACUGUAUUGCUUAAUAAUGUAAAUUUUGGGCUCAAUUGUGGUUAUAAGUUGAGGAUUACCUGUAUUGCACUCUAACACAAUUUUUAUUCUUAUUCCAACAAUGAGUUGUAUUUGCUGACAUUGUGGCAUUUAUAGUUUAAUAGACAUUUUUCUUUAAUAUUCCUUUUGCAAAUACGUAAGAUAUUUUUUUAAAGGUUUAUUUUCUUUCACAAAGACCUUAAAUGGAAAAUAAUUAUCUUUGAAUUUUUCAACAACAAAUAUUUUGUCUAUAACCAUAACUUUAUUAAAAUAAUUACAAUGCCAUUUUUGUCCAAUUUAAAUCUUUCUGUUUAAAUUAUCUUCCCAAUCCUCUCUCCCUAAUCUACAUUGGAAAAACUGGAAAAACUGGAAAAAUAAUUAUAUUUACAUUGAUGUUGGAAAGCUAAAAUACAUUUUUUAAUUUAUUGGUGUCAUCUAUUCUGACUGGGACACUGUGUUCUGUAUUGUAUUCAAUAAAAGUUAAUAUUACACAAACAAUUCA